Molecule: messenger RNA, 945 nt
Organism: Leptonychotes weddellii (Weddell seal)
Lineage: Eukaryota; Metazoa; Chordata; Mammalia; Carnivora; Phocidae
Source: RefSeq, a predicted model, not a curated record
AUUAUUAGCUUGCACAUGAAAACAUGGAGGAAGAUGAAGGCUCGUGCCCCCCCUCCUCCUGGAAGACCGACCACGCCCAAUGUGCACAGCAGACAGAAGCUUCCCCGGGAUGUGUCCCCUGGCCCUCCACAGAACCUGCUGCACAUGAAGGAGAACUUGAGGAACAGCAUGGUGGCGGUCACCGUGGUUCUGCCCAGUGGGCUGGAGAAGAAGAGCGUGGUCAAUGGCAGCCAUGCAAUGAUGGACCUACUGGUUGAACUUUGUCUUCAGAACCACCUAAAUCCAUCCCACCAUGCCCUCGAGAUCCGGUCUUCGGAAACCCAGCAGCCUUUGAGUUUUAAGCCAAAUACUUUAGUUGGGACACUGAAUGUGCACACUGUAUUUCUCAAAGAGAAAGUUCCCGAAGAGAAGGUGAAGCCUGCCCCACCCAAGGCACCUGAGAAAUCUGUGCGCUUGGUAGUGAAUUACCUGCGAACCCAAAAGGCCGUCGUGCGUGUGAGCCCCGAGGUGCCGCUCCAGAACAUUCUCCCAGUCAUCUGUGCAAAGUGUGAAGUCAGCCCGGAGCACGUGGUGCUCCUCAGGGACAACAUUGCCGGGGAGGAGGUGGAACUUUCCAAGUCCCUCAACGAGCUGGGGAUAAAGGAGCUCUACGCGUGGGACAACAAACGAGUUCUUCUGACCAAAACUCAGUCGGAGCCUUCCCUGAGCUGUCAAGAAACCUUUAGAAAAUCAUCGCUUGCCAAUGAUGAGACAGAUAAAGAGAAGAAAAAAUUUCUGGGAUUUUUCAAAGUUAAUAAAAGAAGCAGUAGUAAGGCCGAGCAGAUUGGGCGGUCCGGGUUGGACAGCGAUGAGGACACCUCACAGUCUGCUUUGGAAAAGGGCUCGAAUGAGCAGCUUGGGGGCCACAUGGCCUUCUUUCCCAUCCUGAAAUCUACCAGUUCCUAA